This is a messenger RNA of Patella vulgata (common limpet), 1017 nucleotides long. RefSeq names its product paladin. Lineage: Eukaryota; Metazoa; Mollusca; Gastropoda; Patellidae. Bases 1 to 1017 code for a protein of 338 amino acids. The record is from RefSeq and is a predicted model, not a curated record. The transcript is spliced from 7 exons.
AUGUUGGCUCAUAGAACCUGUUUUCCCGCUGAAGCAAAUGAAGUUCCGUGCCAUAUUGAUGAAAAUAAUCCUAACUUUGAACGUGGUGAAUAUUUAUCUGUACAGAAACUUGUCAAAUUUAUACCUGAUGGUCUAGCUGUUAAAAGACAGGUUGACGUGAUGAUAGAUCACUGUGGUGAACUGUAUAAUUUAAGAACCAGUAUCCUCGAACAGAAGAAGAAAAUGGAAGGGAUUCAUUCUGAUUUUAUUAUCGAGGGAAGAAGUGCUAAAGAAUAUUACAGAAGAAAGUGUAUUUAUUAUCUGGAGCGAUACAUUUUCUUAAUCUGUUUCAACGCCUAUCUCAGAGAACAGUUCCCCAUGAAGCUCUCCGUCAGAUACACAAAAUGGAUGCAGAGACAUCCGGUGUUGACACAGCUUAGUUGUUUUAUGGAUUUCGUUGAGAAAAAGACACCGGCUAAUCUGGUGACGACAGGUUGUCGAUAUUUGGUGGCGGAUGAAUAUAUUGGUUUAGAUGUUCUUAGUUCCCAGUUUGAGGUGAAGGUUUCUAAUUUCCGUCGUCUUGUUGGUUUACCUGUGUAUGGAAUGGCUCAACCGAACAGAGACGGUUUAGCAUGUGUUGUCAACCAUUUGUUAAAGAAGAAACAAGGCUAUAAGAAAGUUGUGGUCAUUAAUCUACGUAAUGAUCAGGUUAUUGAGAAUGAUGGUCAGACCUAUUCUAUACAUGAUCCCACACAACUAGGAGAACCUAUACCCGUUAUUGGAGCUUCACGUAGAGAACUAGAGCACAAGGAAACUUUAUUAAAAGAGGAAAUUCUAGGAAAGAAGAUCAUCAAAAUAUUCCAAGAAAUAACAGAUGCACCAAUCACUAAAGAGUUUACAAGUGUGAUGACGUUACAAGAUUUGAGUGAACAGCAACAGAAGGAAACACCGGAUAUGUUGUACUAUAGAAUUCCCAUGGAAUACGACCAUUCGCCGCUUGUCAAGAAACCAUCAGUUGUUGUAAAAUUCUGGAUUUAG